Trypanosoma grayi is the source of this 542-nucleotide messenger RNA. RefSeq lists its product as hypothetical. The transcript has a single exon. NCBI's taxonomy places the organism in Eukaryota, Euglenozoa, Kinetoplastea, Trypanosomatida, Trypanosomatidae. The annotation marks the transcript as partial. The record is from RefSeq and is a predicted model, not a curated record.
UGCUGCAGGAGACAAGACACAAGACGGCCUUCAGUGAUGUGCGCUGGUGGCGUGACAGCCCCCACGAGUUCUGCACGAUGCGCGGCACCCCCCACCCACCCGGUGGUGGGAACACGUUUUUUAAAACUUAUCUUCUGUGCCUGAUGGGUAUCAGUCCCUUUCUUGCUAUAAUGGCGUUUGGGGUCGUGAUGGAUGCGGUCACCGCCGAACUGUUUGAAGAGACGAUAUACUCGCGCUUAGUUUUGACAGUGGAUGACAUGGUGUACGGCCCGUUCGCCAGGUCGGACCCCGCGAGGUGCAGCAAUGUGGUGCCAGGUGGCUGCCUGGUGAACUACGGUGCUACUUCCAUUGCUGUGUGGUCGCUGUCGCGCUCCAUUGGCCCAUUGGUGCCGCCGCCUUCACUUUUUUUGGUGCUAUUUCGGUGCUGCAGCUGUUUAUUUUCCUUUAGCGGGGUGCGUGGUUCCGUGGGGGGAGUUUACUGGUGGCGUCAGGUGCAAUGCCACAAUCGUUGCCUGUUGAUAUGUUAUCGAUUCGUCUUGUAG